Molecule: messenger RNA, 1970 nt
Organism: Helianthus annuus (common sunflower)
Lineage: Eukaryota; Viridiplantae; Streptophyta; Magnoliopsida; Asterales; Asteraceae
Product: aspartic proteinase-like protein 2
Exons: 10
Coding region: 392-1825 (477 amino acids)
Biological process (GO): proteolysis
Molecular function (GO): aspartic-type endopeptidase activity
Source: RefSeq, a predicted model, not a curated record
AUAUCCCGUAUUGACCAAGGCGGGCGGCCACAGCACAGAUAAACCCCAUAUCUCCCGUACAUAUAAAGUCAAAGUGUAAUAAAUCAAAAUUCAAUGGAACUCGUAACUUACAUUACACACCCAAACAAAGAUAUAUAAAGUGUUUAUUACAUAAAGCAAGCAAGCAAGCAAGAUCUGGAUUUGGAAGGUGACCCAUGGGAUGCAAGUUUAUCCUUAGCAACGUGGGUUUCCUGCUGUAAUUUUAUGCGUUUCUUGUCGUAGCCGCAUCUCAUUUUGCCAGCUGCCGACUUCUCUUUGUCUUGUCUUCAUCCAAUCCAAAAGAAACCGCGUUUUUUGAAUUGAAGGCGAGCAAAUCAAGGAAGGUUUUGGUUUGGAUUGAAUUGAAGACGAGAUGGAUCUAAGCGGGUUUGUUGGUGUUUUAGUAAUUGGGUUUGUUUUCUGUGGUGGAUUUGCAUCAGCGAAUGUGGUUUUCCAGGUUCAGCACAAGUUUGGUGGCAGUAAAAAGUCUUUGACUCAAUUCAAAGCCCAUGAUUCCAGCCGUCACCGGAGGAUUCUCUCCGCCGUUGACCUUCCCAUUGGCGGCGACGGCAGCCCCACCUCUGCAGCGUUGUAUUUCACUAAGCUUCGGAUUGGGACCCCACCAAAGGAUUACCAUGUGCAGGUUGAUACCGGGAGUGACCUUCUAUGGGUUAAUUGUGCUGGAUGUCAGAAAUGUCCCAAGAAAAGCGACCUUGGAAUAUCACUUGCUCUGUACAAUCCCGAGUCUUCCUCAACGGCAAAAAUGGUUGACUGUAAUCAAGAAAUUUGCAUGUCUACAUUGAGUGACCCUAGUAAUGAUUGUAAAGCGGGCAUGUACUGUUCCUAUUCUGUUAAAUACGGCGAUGGCAGUUCCACUACGGGAUAUUUUGUAAGAGAUACUAUACAACUUGACCGAGUUUCUGGAAAUCUUCAAACCACUUUUCUUAAUGGAAGUAUAGCGUUCGGGUGUGGAUCUCAACAAUCAGGGCAGUUGGGUUCUUCACAACAAGCACUAGAUGGAAUACUUGGGUUCGGGCAGGCAAAUUCCUCUCUGCUUUCACAGCUUGCUUCAGCUAAAAAGGUGAAAAGGAUAUUUUCACAUUGCUUAGACGGCUCUCAAGGUGGAGGCAUAUUUGCAAUUGGAGAAGUCGUACAACCUAAAGUACAAACAACACCAAUGAUUCCCGAGGCACAUUAUAAUGUUGAGUUGAAGCAAAUUGAGGUAGGUGGUAAAUUUCUCGAUCUUCCAACAGAUACAUUUGAUGUUGGAGGAAAACAAGGAACAAUUAUCGACAGUGGUACUACAUUAGCUUAUUUACCUGACUUGGCUUACAAGUUAGUUUUAGAAAAGAUUCGUGCUGCACAACCUAAUAUACAGCCUCACAUUCUUGACCAGCAGUUCACAUGUUUCAAGUACUCUGGAGAUGUUGAUAAAGGUUUUCCGGUUGUCAAGUUCCACUUUGAAAAUUCACUAGUUUUGAAAGUUUCUCCUCAUCAAUACCUCUUUGACGUCCAAGAUGACGGCUGGUGUGUUGGUUUUCAGGACAGUGACUUGCAAUCACAAGGCAAAGAUGUAACCUUAUUAGGAGAUCUUGUAUUGACUGAUAAACUUGUUACAUAUGAUAUGGAAAAGAAGACAAUUGGAUGGGCAGACUAUAACUGUUCUUCAAGCAUCAGAGUGAAAGAUGAGGAGUCAGGCAAAGAGUAUAUGUUGGGUGCACAUAAUAUUUCUGGUGGGGGUCGGAUUGGUACCUCAACUAUGAUUAUGCUCGUGUUUCUUCUCAUUAAACUAAUUAAUCUUUUGUAAUAUUGGUUUGAUUUGAUUUGAUUGUAUACGAAAAUCAAUAAAGUUUUUCUUCUACAAAGUAUAGUACUGAUCUUGAGUUAUAUGUUCCAACUUCAAUACCAUUUUGUUAUUGUUUGAUUGUACUAGUGCAGCUUACUUGUUCAAA